Messenger RNA from Periophthalmus magnuspinnatus, 540 nucleotides. It is a transcript of the gene apoa2, whose product is annotated as apolipoprotein A-II. The record is from RefSeq and is a predicted model, not a curated record. The transcript has 4 exons. Lineage: Eukaryota; Metazoa; Chordata; Actinopteri; Gobiiformes; Gobiidae.
UCAGAUGACGUCUGUUUGCAGUGCCCCCCUAUAUCAUCGCGUCCAGAUGAGAGUUCUGGGUUACAGACAACUCAGUUUCAGAGCGGACUGUCACCAGAGCAGCAGCAGACAUGAAUGCCAAAAUUGUCUUUGUGGUCUUCCUCGCCCUGCAGGUCUCAAUGAGCCUGUGUGAAAUCCCUGAGGCUGAACCCGAAGUUGUACAAAAGUACAAUGAAAUGAAGCAGACAUUCUUUAAAAGGCUUGAGAACGCCUACAAUAAGAUGAAGGCAGCAGCUGGAGACACUGCGGCCUCAGAGUACACACAAAAGCUUUAGCUGACAUGGACCUGGCCCCCUACGCUCAGGUCGCCAAGUAAGGCUGUUGGUGAGGAGAUUUCUCCGGCUGUAGACAAUGCCCGCUCUGCUGCUCUUGGUUUCUACAGCAAACACCUGCGCCCCUAUGUGCGCGAGUACCUGGAGGAUGGCAUCACCCGCAUCAAGGCUGUCCUGGACCAAGUGUUGCCUGUUGAGAACUAGAUCUACUCUAAGUGCACCUGUAACC